AACGACUUUUGCUAUUACGCCGCUUUAAAAAGAGAUAUCAUGCUUUCAUCAACGUAAAUAAACUAUAAGCGGUCUCCCGCCUAAUCGGUGUAAAUAAAUUUUGAAAUCGCCUACCGCUUUUUUCCUCAAUCAUUCUUAUAAAACACCUGGCAUCACCCAUUUUCCAUAAAUUCGAUUGCAUAUCUGUCUUCUGACAUUUCGGUUUUAACCAAAAUUUGAGUGAAACAUUGUUUUUGAGUUAUAUUUUUUAUAGAAGCAGUCAAUUGGUGAAAAUCGCCGAAAUUUUGUAUUAUUUAGAAUUUAUUUGUUAAAAUUUCUGGGGAAUCAAAGGAAAAAAUAAGAAAAAAUAAGUGUAUUAAAUAAGUUAAUGGGAUUGCGGUAUCAGGAUCUUAAAGUUAGGGGGGACAGCAUUGAACUUGAACGCAAGGAGAGCUUUACAACCGAACGUAAUCACAACGGUUAUAUAAAACGCAGAAAGACCAUAUUACGUGAACGCUUUGCACGUCCGAAUGUGAAGGAGGUGCAAAAAAAUCAUAAACAGCAACCGCAACGCAGUGCAACACCAACAGCACAGCCGCCGGCAGCCGAAUCGGGUCGCAAUACCACCGAAACUAUCAGAAACUCGCCGAAAAGUGCCGCAGUGGUAAGCACUUGUCGCGAUAGAUCGCAUCUGGAGCGGGCAGUCAAUCGUACAUCGGUACAGUUGAAGCGUUUGGCACACGAAAUCGAUAAUGAAAUUGCUAAGCUGAAACGUGAACGUGACAAACUAAUGUUUAGACCGCGUCCGUAUCCAUUGAUGCGCAACGCUGCCAUACAAAACGAUAUUCGUGUGGAUGAGGCAUUGCCAAAACUAAGCUUAGAUCAAUUCAAUACAAUUGCCGAUAAUAUCGAGUUUACGAUCGAAAAGUUUUCGAGUCAGCAUAAAUUUGUAUGCACCUCACCACGCUACGCGCGUGACGAACAAACUUCGUGUCGGCCGCGCAUGCGCACAAUCGGUUUGCAAAAGGAUACACGACGUAGCGGCAUUGAUUGUGAGAAUUUUCAAAAUAUCAAGGCAAAACUUGAUACAGCCAUAAACUACUCGGCCACCAAUCUGGCCAAUUUAAAGGCAACAAAAGGGCUGCUCGAUCCAGCGCCGCCCAAUUGCUAUGCUUUUGACUAUGGAGGCACGGGUGAUGGUCAGAAAGCAAUGAAAGUGUACCAUUUUCAAAACUGUCGGUGCGCUGGGGGUUUCAAUCAAAAUGAGAGCAGUUGUCAGAAAGUUUGUGAACACUACAACUGCGUCGAUAAAUACAAUGGCACGCUGUGCAACAAAAACACCUAUGUUGAGAAGGGCGUGACGCCAUGCAGCGAGUAUAAGUACUGCCGUGAUGAGUAUCGUUAUGACUACCCCAAGCAGAACAAUUGUGUAGUGCCGAUUACGAAUGCACCCUGCAUACCCUGUGUACCGUAUCAGCCAUGUCAGCCAUGUGUAACCUACUUGCCACCUUGUCCGACAUAUAGUGAAAGUAAGCCAGCAAAGCCCAAGAAAGAAGUGAUCUAUGGACGACAACCGAGCGAUCUAAAUACGAAUGAGUUUUAUCACCCCACUGGCGCAUCGCCCAGAAAGCGCUCACCAACUAAACAACAUAAUGCAAGGCAUUCAAGCAACAAGGAACGUUUGACUGUGGACGUACCUACGGAUGGCCGCACAUUCGUCGAUAUUGAGAGGCAUGGCCGUACACAUAGCAAAUCUCGACGAAAAAAGAAUGACGUUGAAAUAAGUAAGCAGCGAAGUUUCUACCAAGGGUCUUCUCCGGAUAAGGCCAUGCGGCAGGCGCAUGAGCAUAAAUCUCAUGGUAGCGCUGACUCCUCGGAAAAGGCACGCCAAACGAAGAGCAAUGAGAAGUUACUCCAAAUAACGUUCACAAAAGAAAGGCGACACCAAAACUCAUUGGAGUCCGGGGAGGAGCACAUGCCGUAUGAGGUGCAAGCUUCUACUCGGGAAUAUUCGCGAGAAACAAAACGUUCCAUGAAGAAAAUGACGAUUACGGCAUAUAAGCCUUGUAGGCAAGGGGAGAGUGAAGGCAACUCUGAUGAAGACCGAAAGAAGAAACAGCAAAGGAGUAAAGACCGAGGUGGUAAUAGCAAAUACGAUGACGAGAAAUCGUGGGAUGAACGUCUAAGACAAACGGAGGACCGUCCUCGUUUGGGAGAUGAUUGGCAUGUGGAUGUUCCCACUAUAACAGAGGUUUAUGACAACUAUCGCGUGGGUGAUGCCUGGAUAGACGAGGAAGACAUCUCCGCCACGCAACCUAUAGGCACCCUACAUGUUGGAGGCUAUAGGGAACUUAUUCACAUACCACAGAAUCGGAGUUAUGACAUAAUGCCUGUACCAAAAGAUACAGUUCGUGAUAUUCCUCCAAUCCCAAGUCCAAACCGUGGACAACGUUCAAAACGUGACAGUGAAAUCUCGCACAGAUUACGAGGAGCGGAUACAAGAGGCCGGCCAGGCAGUGUUACCGGACAAGAUCCGCUGCUUAGAACUCAAAGAGAUUAUACUAAUGGCAUGAAACCGGAUUCACUACGAUCACGAAAUACGGAUCUAAGAGAAAGACCAGUCAGCGUCGGCCCCGGUGGUCAGCCUAGAACUGGAAGCGGUUACACUAAUAGUACGAAGUCCGACUCAUUUACUGCAUACGGACUUACAGAGAAACCCAGGCUGUAUGAAAUGGAUAGGUCCUAUGCAUUUGGUGAUGAUGAUAGUUCUUCCCAUAGAGACUACGAACGUCGAACACCACGCGGCGAUAUACUCGACAGCCAACAAAAUGCGUAUAAAAAGUAUGAACCCGAUGGUCCGGCGAAUAAAGUGCACGAAAGUAAAGUUCAACCCGCUGCUGGUAACGGGUUUUCCCUAGACAAUACAUCUCGUUCUGCGCCUGAUUUCCAGUGUAAACCGGAUCGAAUGCAUGGUCGUGAUCAUAGUGUUAUAUCUACCCCAGGUGGGAAGCUACAUUCAGCUCGUGACUAUGGACUUGACAGUAAGUUAAGAACGGGCAAGAUAAAUGAAGCGGAUAGUCUACCAAUGGGCGCCUUACCACCCACGGACAGUUUAAAAUCAGAGAGUAAAGCUACUCCGGGUAUAAUGGAACAGUCAGACUCUAUCCACAGUGGAAAACGGGGGAAACGUGAAGCAUAUGGACCUGAUUCAAAAUUGUUUGAAGAAGAAAACGAUGCAACAGAAACAGCAUCAAUAAUCUAUCGUCCGCGGAAGGGCGAGAAAACCGAAACGUAUGUGGCUCCACGUAUUUCUAAAACAGUUAAUCGCACGGGUAAGGAAACAGAAUCCCCCCGUGAAAUUCCUGACAGCGGUCAGAAAUUUCCAACUGCUAUGGAGGUUCCAGAAAUCAAAAUUGAAGAUCUGGAUGACAGUGGUAAAAGCACACGAAGUGGUAGGUACCGAGGUACUGACAAAUUACGGCAAAUAGAGGACCACACAGAGCCAGGAGCAAGGGUAAAUGGAGCACCCGAUACAUCUAGUAAACCAACGACAGAUAGUACGACUGAUAAAGGUGGAGGACGCAUUCACAAAAGUGGCGCAUUUGACGAACAAUACGGCUCUGGAAGGAAGAAAGGAGCAGCUGCGCCGGAUAGAUCUCAAGUACUGAGUCCAUUUCCCAGUCUUGAAUCACCAACAAUAUACAUGAGACCGCGAGAAACAGAUUAUGGAUCUGCUUGUCUACCUUCUACAAGUCACUGCCCUAAAAAGACAAGUCCACGUGUGUAUUGCGGCCAAAAUGCUGGAGAUGUUUACAUGUGCAAAUCCCGACAAUGCUCCCCGCAGAAUGUUUCUCCACCAUCAUCGCCAUGCAGAUGUUUAUCUCCUCAUCGAAGCGGUAGCGAAAUACCAUACGAAAAGUUGGGCGACCAGUACACUCAUUCGCCGGUUCGACAAUUAGCCGCCACCUCUCAUUUAGCUGUGGCGCUGCAAACGGGCAAGAUAAAUGAAGCGGAUAGUCUACCAAUGGGCGCCUUACCACCCACGGACAGUUUAAAAUCAGAGAGUAAAGCUACUCCGGGUAUAAUGGAACAGUCAGACUCUAUCCACAGUGGAAAACGGGGGAAACGUGAAGCAUAUGGACCUGAUUCAAAAUUGUUUGAAGAAGAAAACGAUGCAACAGAAACAGCAUCAAUAAUCUAUCGUCCGCGGAAGGGCGAGAAAACCGAAACGUAUGUGGCUCCACGUAUUUCUAAAACAGUUAAUCGCACGGGUAAGGAAACAGAAUCCCCCCGUGAAAUUCCUGACAGCGGUCAGAAAUUUCCAACUGCUAUGGAGGUUCCAGAAAUCAAAAUUGAAGAUCUGGAUGACAGUGGUAAAAGCACACGAAGUGGUAGGUACCGAGGUACUGACAAAUUACGGCAAAUAGAGGACCACACAGAGCCAGGAGCAAGGGUAAAUGGAGCACCCGAUACAUCUAGUAAACCAACGACAGAUAGUACGACUGAUAAAGGUGGAGGACGCAUUGACAAAAGUGGCGCAUUUGACGAACAAUACGGCUCUGGAAGGAAGAAAGGAGCAGCUGCGCCGGAUAGAUCUCAAGUACUGAGUCCAUUUCCCAGUCUUGAAUCACCAACAAUAUACAUGAGACCGCGAGAAACAGAUUAUGGAUCUGCUUGUCUACCUUCUACAAGUCACUGCCCUAAAAAGACAAGUCCACGUGUGUAUUGCGGCCAAAAUGCUGGAGAUGUUUACAUGUGCAAAUCCCGACAAUGCUCCCCGCAGAAUGUUUCUCCACCAUCAUCGCCAUGCAGAUGUUUAUCUCCUCAUCGAAGCGGUAGCGAAAUACCAUACGAAAAGUUGGGCGACCAGUACACUCAUUCGCCGGUUCGACAAUUAGCCGCCAACUCUCAUUUAGCUGUGGCGCUGCAGCCAGAAUCUGCGACGGGAUAUUAUAUACCCUCCUCCCAGCAACAAAAAUCGAAAAGUUGUUUAUAUCUGCGUUCGACUGGCACACAAUACUCUGCAACGAUUAUAGAAAACCAAGAUGAUCGUUGUGCACCACAAUAUGUACCCCUACCCAAACACUGCAGGCAGGCAUCAGUAGAUGAAGCUAAGACUUCACCGUCGCAGGCAUCAGUAGAUGAAGCUAAGACUUCACCGCCGCACUUUCCUAGCGCAUGCGCUUCCCCCUGUCAGGAUUUUAAAUUGGCUUGCGAUUCCGAAAGUCCACAAAACAAUAAUAAUAAGUUUAUAUGUGACGAAGGGGAUGAAGAAUACAAGGGGAAAGCAAAUUUUAGUAACGAUCAAUUUAGCGAUUCUGAGCAAACGCAAAUCAUCGUCGCACAAGAACCAAGACAGCAACAACAAAAAGUGUAUUCAAAAGGCGCAGACCACAAGAAUUUCUAUUUACCGUGGCAGCAAGAUAAGAAAUUUGUUCCUGGUCAACCGAUGAGUGAUUGCACUGUGACAUCUUGGCAAGAUGAGUCGCAAUCAAGUUUGAAAUCAACGAAAUAUCAAAAUGCUGCAGAUAGGCGACCGCCACGAUUUAAUACCAAUUUGCAGCCCCAUCAAGAAAUGCCGGAGGAGGAAGCCAGAUGCGCACAAGAAAUUCUGCAGUACGAACCGCAAUCACGUGCUCAAUUCGUGGAACAGAGCUCACGGCAAGACGCGGUUCGCGAUCCCUGUUGCGAUGAGCGUGAAGAAGAAAUAAGUUUUCAAAAUGAAGCUGAAGAGUCUAUGCACGAAUGCACACCACGAGGUCGUUCUGAAUUCGAUGACUGCCGUGAGUACCAGGCGAUACCGGAAUUCACAGGUUGCCCUUGCAUGUUCAAAACAUAUCUAAACAUGAUAGCACUUUACUAUCCGGAAUAUCGGACACAAAUAAGUGAUAGUGAUUCCGUGAUUGAAGAUGCUGAAUUAUAGACUGAUAGCUACUAUUCGUCCGUAUAUUAUUGUGUCGAAAUUUUAAAGAUUUUUUCUGCGCUUAUAUAAAUAAUUUAUGCCGGAGUGUAUAUUUCGUUGCUAAAAUAUUUAUCAAAUGUUGUAAUAGCUUGCUCAGCUUUUGUGCUUGUUCACUUUAUUUUUUGUACUAUAAAAAGAAAAA
This is a messenger RNA of Rhagoletis zephyria (snowberry fruit fly), 6083 nucleotides long. RefSeq lists its product as uncharacterized. The record is from RefSeq and is a predicted model, not a curated record. NCBI's taxonomy places the organism in Eukaryota, Metazoa, Arthropoda, Insecta, Diptera, Tephritidae.